Molecule: messenger RNA, 1484 nt
Organism: Aspergillus homomorphus CBS 101889
Lineage: Eukaryota; Fungi; Ascomycota; Eurotiomycetes; Eurotiales; Aspergillaceae
Product: putative RNA binding protein Rnp24
Exons: 1
Coding region: 108-1232 (374 amino acids)
Molecular function (GO): RNA binding
Source: RefSeq, a predicted model, not a curated record
ACUCGUUCUGUAUUGUUAUAGCCUUCUCAUCAUUCUCAGAACUGUGGCCUUGAUCUUCAUUCAUUCACAACUGUCCGGACAAUCCCAUUUUUCGUGGAUCGACAGUCAUGGCUAGCAUCGGGGAAGGAACCCAAAAGAAGCGCAAGCUCACCGACGUUGAGGAGAUCGAGAUUGAUGUUUCUGCCCCGGAACCCCCAUCGAAGAAAGCUUUGCGUAAAGCAAAGAAGGCAGCAACCACAAAGCCCUCCGAAUCAAAGCCCGAGACUGAGGGGGUAACCGCUGCCGAAAAGCCUAGCAGCACUGCUCCCCAAAAGCGUUCAGAUUACGGUGUCUGGAUUGGAAACCUUGCCUUCACCGUGACCAAAGACGAUUUGCGCACCUUCCUGACAAGCAAUUGUUCCUUCGCCGAUACGACCAUCACGCGCAUACAUAUGCCCAAGGGCGCAGAAAAGUUCGGAAAAUCUCAGAACAAAGGAUUUGCUUAUGUCGAUUUCUCCACCCAGAAGGCUGCCCAAGAGGCGAUUGGCCUCAGUGAACAGCUCUUGACGGGUCGCCGUGUGCUGAUUAAGGAUGCAAAGAGCUUUGCUGGAAGGCCAGACAAACCUCAGGAAGACGGCCAGAAAGCGGGUUCUGGCGCUUCCGGACACGCUCCCUCCAAACGCAUAUUCGUCGGCAACCUCGGCUUUGACGCCACCAAAGAAGCCAUCGAGGAGCAUUUCGCGCAAUGUGGUACUGUGGCUAACGUACAUGUGGCGACUUUCCAAGAUUCCGGCAAAUGCAAGGGUUACGCUUGGGUGGUGUUUGAGGAUCUUGCAGCAGCCGAAGCAGCGGUGAAGGGCUACGUACUGGUGAAGGAGGAUGAGGAGGAGGAGGAAGAAGAAGAAGCUGAGUCCGACUCCGAAAAGCGCAAGAAGCCCAGAAAGCCCCGGCAGAGAAAGGUCUGGGUGAAUUUCCUUCUUGGACGGCGGUUGCGUAUGGAGUUCGCCGAAGAUGCGACUACCCGGUAUAAAAAACGAUUCGGAAAAGACGGAGAGGGUAAGAAAAACAACAACUCAGAGACCGGCGAUGCCGAGGCCGGAGAAUUCGAAGCUACCGAAGAGCAACCUCGUCAAGCACGACCUCCCAGGGCCAAGCAAGCGAAGCCCGACUAUACAAGAUACGACCAGGACACAGUGCAGAAGCUUAGUGGUGCCAUUGUCGAAUCACAGGGCAAGAAGACCACCUUCGAUUAAUGGUGAUCAGUGGGCCGAUGAGACCAAGCCCGUGGGCAGGUCUCCAGGGUUGGAGUCGCCCUUUAAAGGAGGGACAGUACUGGAGAUAUCCUUAGAUGGCCGUGUAUACUGACCGUUGGAUGCCAUCGGUAAUGCGUAUGAGACCGUGAGUUGGUCCAGCCUUGCAUAGUGCAAUGUUCCAUAGUUGCUCUAUUGGGCUGCAUGGGGAAGGAGAUGUUUCUUGACUCCAUACACUAAAUUGAUACCCCACCG